AUGCCGGAGAUAAAGAAUUUUAAUUUCUUAAAGUUAUUUGAUGAGAAAAUAACGCAGUACAAUGUCUACAAAGUGGAAACUAUAGGCGACGCAUACAUGGCAGUGUCUGGCUUGCCUCAACGAAACGGAAAUAAACACGCAUCAGAAAUAGCGGACAUGUCCCUCUCGCUAAUGCGGAGCCUGGACGGGGCGACAGUCCCCCAUUGCCCCGGCGAAGCGCUGAAGAUACGCGCCGGCGUCAACACGGGGCCCUGCGUGGCGGGUGUGGUUGGGACUUGCAUGCCGCGCUACUGCCUAUUUGGUGAUACUAUUAAUACGGCAAGUCGUAUGGAAAGUACGGGGGAAGAAUUGACCACAUCAUCAUCAUCAUCAUCAUUGGCCACAUCAUCUGUUGUAGAUGCUUGUUGCGGCGCUUGUGGGUUUAUGGGGUCCCGCAUCGCCGUUGAUGGCUAUAAACUCCAGUAA
Cydia strobilella is the source of this 465-nucleotide messenger RNA. RefSeq names its product receptor-type guanylate cyclase gcy-22-like. Gene Ontology annotation, cellular component: plasma membrane. Bases 1 to 465 code for a protein of 154 amino acids. The transcript is spliced from 4 exons. Gene Ontology annotation, molecular function: peptide receptor activity; adenylate cyclase activity; guanylate cyclase activity. NCBI's taxonomy places the organism in Eukaryota, Metazoa, Arthropoda, Insecta, Lepidoptera, Tortricidae. The record is from RefSeq and is a predicted model, not a curated record. Gene Ontology annotation, biological process: receptor guanylyl cyclase signaling pathway; intracellular signal transduction; cGMP biosynthetic process.